Messenger RNA from Aureobasidium pullulans EXF-150, 1323 nucleotides. RefSeq lists its product as uncharacterized. The coding region runs from base 1 to 1323 and encodes 440 amino acids. NCBI's taxonomy places the organism in Eukaryota, Fungi, Ascomycota, Dothideomycetes, Dothideales, Saccotheciaceae. The transcript has a single exon. The record is from RefSeq and is a predicted model, not a curated record.
AUGGCCCUCCACCGUGGCAUCCAAUCCGCCCUGUUCUUCUACCUAUCAUGUGCCCCUUGCACCGGCUAUUCGUAUCGCAAGAAGAGAAGAAAGGAGGCCGACCGUGAUCGCGAGGACAAACGUGCCCUUGAGAUUGAACAGCCAGGCCUCUACCGCCAUCCCAGCCCUUUCGCGACAAACGUUCACUGGCAGACAGAGAUAGACCUUGGUCCCAGUCCCGCGCCUGGCAAGCGUCGCAACGGUCAAAAGAAAGGUCGAACGAGAACAAGUGACGAGAACGCUAGCAACGUUGCCAGCAGUGUCAAUCUCGGCCUGACGCAAAACGACAGCAAUGACAGCACAUGGAACUUGCGCAAUUGGCAGCGAGAUGACGACGAGGAUGACAACUAUUGGGGAGCCAGUUAUCCUUAUAAGAGCAGUCGCCGGCCCUCGACCAAUGGCGCCAGUACCAUCAGUCGACCACUCACUGCCCGUACCGCGACCACGGACCGAUCAAAUGCAACCAGUUAUUACUCCGUCUCAAAUCCUCCGAUAAACGACCUCCAUCCUCCCAUUGUCACCCGCAUAGACACCCCAGCAGAUGCCAUGUGGAUGCUCCAACCUCCACCUCCUGCUCGACUUGCAAAGAAUGGCUCAAAAACAAACCUUGCGCGAAGCGAUAGCGGCGCUAGCAGGCCCAGCACAAGACGAGCAACAAACGAGAAUCUCUCGCGACAAGUCAGCCAACGCAUCGUCGACGAAAAGCUACGGAACGGACAAUCCCCAUCUAUGGAUAGCCUCAACCCAUCAUCAUCAACAGACGACUUGAAGCCGUCGCGACGACGCAGGCCGCCGCCGCCCAUCAAUGUCCAAGAAGACACAUCAAAUCCCCGCCACCUUAUCCCAGUCGGCCCGCCCGUGACAGAGAUACGCCAAAACAACUCACCAUCAAAAUUCCUUCUACCUCCUCAACCACUAUCUCCCGUCAUGUCACACAAUUCCCGCGAGCGUUCACGAAGCAGGAGUCGUAAGCGCAAUUCGUCUGCCGAAGACCGUAAACCCUGGCCGGAUAACAAACAGCGUCAGGAUAGUUCUCUGAAUGUCUUGCAAGAACUCGUGCCGGCCAACUCGCUCCUCAAUUCUCAGAGACUCAACAAGUCCCCUUCGUUCGAGGCGCGCAUUGAGCUCCCCACGGCCGACCAAUACGAAGAAAUGAUGCUGUUGGGUAGCGGCAAGGCCGGCUUCGACUCGUGGUAUGAAGGCAAAGAUUUUGGCACCUUCCCUCAAUGGGCCGCCGAAAGAGUUCGCCGAGAUGUGAGUCAACGUUGGAGCGUUGACUUCUAA